Molecule: messenger RNA, 994 nt
Organism: Eutrema salsugineum
Lineage: Eukaryota; Viridiplantae; Streptophyta; Magnoliopsida; Brassicales; Brassicaceae
Product: delta-9 desaturase-like 4 protein
Exons: 5
Coding region: 28-927 (299 amino acids)
Biological process (GO): lipid metabolic process
Cellular component (GO): endoplasmic reticulum membrane
Molecular function (GO): oxidoreductase activity, acting on paired donors, with oxidation of a pair of donors resulting in the reduction of molecular oxygen to two molecules of water
Source: RefSeq, a predicted model, not a curated record
CACAAAUACAAUACCCUACAUUCUGACAUGUGUGUUCCCACUGGAGACGAUGGCUUUAGCCAAACCGGCGUAUUGCCUGACGAAAAAAGACUUUACUUUUACAGAAAGUGGCCGUUGGUCGAUGUAAUAAGAAUGUUAACCGUUUUGAUUGUGCACUUUUUGUGUCUCUUGGCCCCGUUCAACUACAAUUGGGAAGCCUUACAGUUUGGUUCGGUUGUCUUCUUGGUUACUGGACUCAGCAUCACAUUCUCAUACCAUAGGAACUUGUCUCACCGGAGUUUCAAACUCCCAAAAUGGCUCGAAUAUCCUUGUGCUUAUUCUGCUCUUUUUGCUCUUCAGGGUGAUCCAAUGGACUGGGUGAGCAUACAUAGGUUCCAUCACCAGUUCACAGAUUCGAAACGAGACCCACAUAGCCCUAAAGAAGGAUUAUGGUUCAGCCAUAUCUUGUGGAUAUUUGACACCCUUUAUAUCAAAUAUAAGUGUGGAGGACGUGACAACGUGAAGGACUUGAAGGAACAAUGGUUCUAUAGGUUUCUACGAAGGACGAUUGCUGUCCACAUUGUAAUGUAUUGGACCUUCCUCUAUCUCUAUGGUGGUUUACCUUACCUUACGUGCGGCGGGGGCGUUCCAAACAUGAUCGGAUACCACGGGACAUGGCUCAUAAACUCAGCAUGCCAUAUUUGGGGUUCGAGAUCGUGGAAUACUAAAGACACAUCACGUAACAUUUGGUGGCUAAGCAUAUUUACGAUGGGAGAGAGUUGGCACAACAAUCAUCAUGCCUUUGAGUCAUCGGCGAGGCAAGGAUUGGAGUGGUGGCAAAUAGACAUCACUUGGUACCUCAUUCGACUACUUGAAGUUGUUGGAUUAGCCACCGAUGUGAAACUGCCCUCAGAAUUCCAAAAACGGAAGAUGGCUCUUGCUCGUUGAUGUUUGUCUUGAGGAUCUGAAAUAUGUUUGGAUGAGAAGUUAAUCAUAUACGUAUAUACAUAUAUUU